AUGUCAUCCUCGCAGGCUCACGAUUUGAUGUUACGGCCCCCCGACGAUGCCAUACAAGAGUUCAUCGCACACAACAGUGGAAUGCCCGAUCCAACGGUUUUAAUGUCAGCGAUUGAAGAUGACAAACAGCAACGCCAUGAGCAAGAAAAGCGCCAGCUUCAGGCAUACUUUUCGGGUGCUUCUGCUGCAAGUCUCGAAUUUCAAUUCCUGGGAAACGAAAGUAAACAGCUGGCGGAAGCGUUGCAGCGUCUAUCUCCUGAUGACCCUAACAAAGUUUGGACAUUCCAUGAGUUCGAAACCGCGGUUCUGGCCGCAAAGUCCAAAUGGGAGAGCAAGAAGCGACUCGGCGGAGGCAAGGUGCAAGCGACUUUCCAUAAGAUCAUGGGCAAGUUCAAGGCGCAUUCGACCCUCUUCAGCGUCAUACCGAAAGGCAAUCAGUACACCUCAGUCAUCUACUGGGCAUGUUCAGUCUUGGUCAAUACUUCAGUCCAACACACCGAUACAAUCGAAGAACUGGCAAACAUAAUGGAAGUUGUGAAUGAAGCAGCCACGAUCGUCGAGACAGAGUCCAAAUUGUUCCCGAGUGAAAUCGUCCAGCAAGCAGUGGCCAAAUUUUACACGGCUGUUUUCCUACUUCUUGGAGACGUUGCAAUAUGGUACACAUCGAAAAGUAGAGAGAAGUUCCGCAACAGUCUACACGACGGCUUCCAUAAACAAUUCGCUACUGGACUACAGAAUAUACAACGAAUGUCUGCAGUGGUAGGUCGCACGGCCUCCCUCGCAGCAUCGGCGGAAGGCAGGUACACCCGGCUUUCAAUUGAGGAUUUGAGGCAAGAGUUACUCGACGAAAGGGCCGGACUGAGUGGAACCAUGAGAGUGAUUGCCCAGUCAAUGUCAGAACAGUUCGCAGCGCAUGUUCAGCGCUUUGAGGAACAAAGCAGAUUGCAGCACGAAGAAACCAGAAGACAAAUCUUGGCAGCGGUGGGCACCCAGAUGAAUAGCACUCAGGCGUCAUAUCGCAAGGUCGCAGAGACAGGAUGGGACUUUCUGCGAGCGAAUCUCAAACAGAUCACUCACGCUAAUGCAAACAGUGACAGCACAAACCAACUCGUUUACGCUGGACAAAGGCAACUUGAUAUGGCUAGGGACUCAGCAACAAAGAGCACGUCACCACAAAACAGUGCCCCUCCACAAAGCCAGAUAUUUUCUCGUUCAAACGUUGCGGUAAAUGUGUCUCAGUUGCAGGCUCGGAUGGAGAAAUUACUAGUUUAUGUCACGAGAGGAGCUAGGAUCUUGGAUGAGCCUGAAGAUGUGCUUCCCAUCUCAACGCACGAAAGAGUCACAGUCGCGAUAGGAUCAUGGCUGCAAUCUUCCAGGUCCAGUCUGCUUUACCUCGAAUACCCUACAAUCACACAUCUCAUACCCGAAAUAUCCUUGGUAGCCUACCGAAUCGUCCUCUCAGCUGAUUCCUUAAAUGCCCCGGUGUUGUCUUUCUUCUGCAGACAAAGUGCAGCACCGGAACAAGGAUCGUCUUCCGCAGAUGCUGACCCUCUUGUGGGUCUGGUUUAUUCAAUGACAUACCAGAUUCUCACUCAAAUACCGACGCUUCAAAAUCAAAGCAGCAUCGAUCCGAAUGCAGAUUUCAAUGGGCUCAACGCGACUAGUUGGACAAAAGCUCUUGAGCUCUUCGCCAAGGCGCUGGAGCUUCUUCCACCGCUGACACUAUGCAUCCUUGAUGGCCUUGAGGAUUUCGAGAGGGGGAGAGAGUCCCACAUCGUUGAGUUGGUGAAUGUGUUCCGGAAGCAAUUGAAUCGAUCGGAGAAGACUUUGAAGGUGCUUUUCACCUCCUCAGCCCGAUCAUUUGGGCUUUUGGGAUGUCUGAGUGGAAGCGAAAUCGAUAUUGUUGAUUCAACUACUCGUGGUUUUGGGGGGCGUGGGAGGACGCUCUUCAUUGUCUAA
This is a messenger RNA of Exophiala bonariae, 1959 nucleotides long. RefSeq lists its product as uncharacterized. The record is from RefSeq and is a predicted model, not a curated record. The transcript has 3 exons. The coding region runs from base 1 to 1959 and encodes 652 amino acids. Lineage: Eukaryota; Fungi; Ascomycota; Eurotiomycetes; Chaetothyriales; Herpotrichiellaceae.